AUGUUGAAAUACAUAAAAUUCAGAGAAGACCAGACACCGUCGAAACUCCAUCCCCGCAAGCCUUCGUCGUCAUUCUUCCAUGCGAGCAGAAGCCUCCAAGUUCGCCCAGAUGUAGUGGUACACUCUACUGAUAUUUAUAAGCAAGAAAAUAAACAUGGUUCCAAAAGAGAUAUCUAUUACAUGCACCCAGCUGUAUUUUCAGACCAGUCAGUUGUAGACUGGGCAAUCAAUGACAUAUGCAUCCUUAUGCGCUGCAGUAGACACAAUUUAAAUGCGGUGUCUGUUGGAAAUGGGUUGGUGAUGGGAUGGCUUAGAUUCUCAGAAUCUCAAAAGAUACUUGAUUGCAUAAAUAGGCUAAUCACUGCUCACCCAAUUCCUAUUCACGUUGAAGAAGUUAAAGAUGUAGUUAGUGUUGCCCAAUACAUUCUUGUUGUGGAGAAAGAAUCAGUGUUCCAACGAAUGGCAAAUGACCAAUUCUGCAGCAAAAACCGUUGCAUUGUUAUCACAGGUCGAGGUUAUCCUGAUAUUCCUACGAGAAGGUUUUUGCGUCUGCUUAUUGAUACUCUGCAUCUCCCGGCAUAUUUCUUGGUGACUGAAACCAAUAUCUAUUCUGCUGCUGAGCCUCUGUUCAGAUUGAUAAUGGGAUUUUCAAUGUUGAAUUUGGAUGUGCUGCCUGGUCUUGCUCCUUUUGAGCUUUAA
Molecule: messenger RNA, 699 nt
Organism: Humulus lupulus (European hop)
Lineage: Eukaryota; Viridiplantae; Streptophyta; Magnoliopsida; Rosales; Cannabaceae
Product: meiotic recombination protein SPO11-1-like
Exons: 12
Coding region: 1-699 (232 amino acids)
Biological process (GO): meiotic DNA double-strand break formation; meiotic DNA double-strand break processing; reciprocal meiotic recombination
Cellular component (GO): nuclear chromosome
Molecular function (GO): DNA topoisomerase type II (double strand cut, ATP-hydrolyzing) activity; ATP binding; DNA binding
Source: RefSeq, a predicted model, not a curated record